AUGGCCACAUACUGCGACGGCUUGGGGGCCUGCCCGGCCCCGCACAGCCAGGCCCCGGCAGCCUCGCACCCCACGGGCUACGGGCGCAGGGACCCGGGCGCAGCGGGCGUUGGCCCGCGCCUGUGGCUGAACACUCCGGCUCUCGGUCCCGCGCCCUACGCGCCCCCCAGCUACACCGCCCCGGGCCCGCUCCUGGGCGCCCCGGGCGGCCUGGCGGGCGCGGACCUGGCCUGGCUGGGCCUCCCGGGGCAGCAGGAGCUGCUGAGGCUGGUGCGGCCGCCCUACUCCUACUCCGCGCUCAUCGCCAUGGCCAUCCAGAGCGCGCCGCUGCGCCGGCUGACGCUCAGCCAGAUCUACCAGUUCGUGGCCGGCAACUUCCCCUUCUACCGGCGCAGCCAGGCGGGCUGGCAGAACUCCAUCCGCCACAACCUCUCGCUCAACGACUGCUUCAGGAAGGUGCCCCGCGGCGAGGGCGACCCAGGCAAAGGCAACUACUGGACCCUGGACCCCAACUGCGAGAAGAUGUUCGACCACGGGAACUUCCGACGGAAGCGCAGGAGGCGCGGGGAGGCGGGCGCGGCGCUCCCGGGAGCCCGGGGUCCGGGAGUUGCCCGGGCGCCUGUGCUGGAUGCUCUGGGCGCGGGGUCCCCGGACCCGCAGGCCCCCGCGUCCCCGACCGCUUCCGAGGCGGCCACCUGCUUCUCGGGCUUCGCCUCGGCCAUGGGUGCCCUGGCUGGCGGCCUGGGCGCCUUCCCCGGGGGAGCGGCGGGCGACCUUUCUUUCCCACGACCCGCGGCGGUGGACGGCCCCCAGCCCCCUGGCCCCUCCCCAGGCCGCCCCACGGGCCUCCAGACCGCGGCCGCCGGCUUCAGGGUCAGUCACUUGGUCUACAGCCGGGAAGGGACUGGAGUUUGA
This is a messenger RNA of Myotis myotis, 915 nucleotides long. RefSeq names its product forkhead box I2 (gene FOXI2). Gene Ontology annotation, molecular function: RNA polymerase II cis-regulatory region sequence-specific DNA binding; DNA-binding transcription factor activity, RNA polymerase II-specific. The transcript is spliced from 2 exons. The record is from RefSeq and is a predicted model, not a curated record. NCBI's taxonomy places the organism in Eukaryota, Metazoa, Chordata, Mammalia, Chiroptera, Vespertilionidae. Gene Ontology annotation, biological process: cell differentiation; anatomical structure morphogenesis; regulation of transcription by RNA polymerase II. The coding region runs from base 1 to 915 and encodes 304 amino acids.